AUGAAAAUUGUCCAUUUUGCUCAUGGUUUGCUACAGUCAAAAUUCGAGGCCCUUAAACGCAGUCAUGCGGAGGAGAAGAAAAAGUUGGAGGAUAAAAAGAGAGUUUUGGAGGAAGAAAUGGCCGCUUUCGAACGUCGAAAACAGUGGGCUGAACAGGCAAAAAUGGGCAACACAUUUAAAAAGAAAAAAUGA
Opisthorchis viverrini is the source of this 192-nucleotide messenger RNA. RefSeq lists its product as hypothetical. The record is from RefSeq and is a predicted model, not a curated record. The transcript has 2 exons. NCBI's taxonomy places the organism in Eukaryota, Metazoa, Platyhelminthes, Trematoda, Opisthorchiida, Opisthorchiidae. The coding region runs from base 1 to 192 and encodes 63 amino acids.